AUGUUGUGGGUCGACAAGUACAGGCCGAAAUCGCUGGACAAGGUCAUCGUUCAUGAGGAUAUCGCCCAAAAUCUCAAGAAAUUGGUUACCGAACAAGAUUGUCCGCAUUUGCUCUUCUAUGGGCCGUCAGGUUCGGGUAAGAAAACCCUAAUCAUUGCGCUUCUCAAGCAGAUAUUUGGUGCUAGUGCAGAGAAGGUGAAAGUGGAGAACAGGUCUUGGAAAGUUGAUGCUGGGAGUAGAACUCUUGAUCUGGAGCUCACUACAUUAUCAAGCACCAAUCAUGUGGAACUUACUCCAAGUGAUGCAGGCUUUCAGGACAGAUAUAUCGUUCAAGAGAUAAUUAAAGAAAUGGCCAAGAACAGACCAAUUGACACAAAAGGAAAGAAGGGAUAUAAAGUGCUAGUACUAAAUGAGGUUGACAAGCUCUCACGAGAAGCUCAACAUUCUUUGCGGAGAACAAUGGAGAAAUAUAGCUCAUCUUGCCGUCUCAUAUUAUGUUGUAACAGCUCUUCGAAGGUUACAGAAGCCAUUAAGUCUCGUUGUCUUAAUGUGCGGAUAAAUGCACCUUCGCAGGAAGAGAUAGUGAAAGUGUUGGAGUUCAUUGCAAAGAAAGAAAGUCUGCAACUACCCCAGGGUUUUGCUGCUCGUAUUGCCGAAAAAUCAAAUCGCAGUCUUAGAAGAGCUAUUUUGUCACUUGAGACGUGUCGUGUGCAAAAUUAUCCGUUCACAGGUAACCAAGUGAUAUCUCCCAUGGAUUGGGAAGAGUAUGUUGUUGAAAUAGCAACUGACAUGAUGAAGGAGCAGAGUCCUAAAGGGUUGUUUCAGGUGCGCGGAAAGGUGUAUGAAUUGCUAGUUAACUGCAUUCCACCGGAAGUCAUACUGAAGAGACUUCUUCAUGAAUUGCUGAAGAGACUGGACCCGGACCUAAAGCUUGAAGUCUGCCAUUGGGCUGCAUAUUAUGAACAUCGGAUGCGAUUAGGUCAGAAAGCCAUAUUUCACAUAGAAGCAUUUGUGGCCAAGUUCAUGAGCAUAUACAAAAACUUCCUCAUUUCAACAUUUGGGUAG
Molecule: messenger RNA, 1065 nt
Organism: Arabis nemorensis
Lineage: Eukaryota; Viridiplantae; Streptophyta; Magnoliopsida; Brassicales; Brassicaceae
Source: the annotation of a GenBank genome assembly